AUGUAAAGAUCUGGCCCGGGUUUGUCCAAUGAUCAACCCCGGCCCGCCGAGCAUGCCGGACAAUGGGGAGGAGGCGCAGUGCACCGUGUGCUGCUGCACGACGGCGAACAAAAUCCUUUUGGUGGUCUUCCUGGUGCUGCUGAUCCUGGCCAUCCUCUUCGGCAACCUCCUGACCCUGGCGGUAAUCUUGGGCACCAAGCACUUCCGCACGCCGCAGGGCUACCUGAAAGCCUCGCUGGCCGCGGCCGACCUUGCGGUGGGUGCCUUCGUGGUGCCGCUGUCCGUCUAUGCCGAAGUCUACCUCAUGGCCGGCGAGUCUGCGCCGCGGUGGGUAGUUCACAACUCGCAGUCGGUGAGUUUCCACCCUUGUACCGUCAUCGGGCCCAUCUUUGCGGGGUGCACCCUGGUUUCCAUCACCACCAUCUUCCUGAUGACGAUAGAGCGUAGCAUCGCCGUGCUGAGGCCACUUCAUAAGGACUCGGUGAUCACGCGCAAACGGACCAGCAUCCUCAUCGUGCUCUCUUGGCUGGGGAGCUUCUUCCUAGCGGUGUCGCCCUUGGUGUUCAGUCGAAAGAUUGUCCUGGAGUACAACACCUGCAGCCGCAUGUGCAACUAUGCGCUGGGAACAAUCGGCGAGUUCCCUUCGCAGGCCUGGAACAUCCUCCUGAUCUUCCCGGCCUUCGACUUCACCCUGCUGGGCGGCACGGUGGCCAUCAACAUCAUCUCAUUGUCCAGCAUUCGGCAGCACUCCAAGCGCAGGAAGCACCUGGCGGAGGCCGAAUGCCAGAAAGCAAGCAAGCCCACCUUCUCCGACAUCAAAGCGGCCAAGACCAUCGGGACACUGACGGUGGCCUUUACCGCCUCCUUCACACCCAUCGCGGUCUUCUUGGUGGGGUACGUUCUGGGCAACGAGUGGUGCAACUUCUCUUUCUUUGCCUUCUGGAUUUUGACCACCAAUAGCUGCUGCAACGUAAUCAUUUACAGCGUGCGUGAUCACAAGUUCAGGCUGUGCGCGCAGAAGUUGCUGCUGAGAAACAGUAACGAGAGCUGUAGACAGACUUGAGUUUUUUUUCUUUUCUUUCCUACUUGUCUGUCAUGUGGCCUGCUUAAUGUGACGUCUCGAAACACACAAAAGUGCGGUUUUUCAUGUGGUGGCUUUGAGCGGUUUGUUGGAUGUUCGGCAAAUAUGAUGAUGGUUGGGUUUAGCUUUUCUUUGACCUAACCUAACCCUAUUCCGGAUCCAGGACUUAACUCCCCGUACCUCAACGAAAUAACUUUUACCUAACCCCUUAUCCUUCUCCCUUCCUAAUGCCAACGCAAGCUAGCAUCCCCAUUUCUUGCUAACCCUAACCGGUAUCCUGCUGACUACGCUAAAAUUGUUGUUGCUAUUCAAAUUUAGCAUCUUUCUCUGCUCGUAGCCUCCUUAGCUAACACACUUUACCCAACUCAAUUCCCGGCGAAUCGACCUUUGACGCUAACCUGUAACGCUGUUCCUUCCGAAUGCUAACUGACUCUUAACCCUUCUUCAGAACAACAGUGCUCAAUACUUCCUUCGUUUGCUGUCAGUUAUUUUGGGGGAAAGCUUUAAUUUGCCGAAUGUUCAUUUUCAUAUGAGCAUGAAAUGAGCCUUUAUGGGGGUGGGAGGGAGCCUUGUCUUGUUCUCUGUUGAAGCUGUGCUGAAAGUCUGUGAAAAGGGUCUUUAUCUGAGCUCAAUAAAAAGUGUC
Messenger RNA from Hippocampus comes (tiger tail seahorse), 1724 nucleotides. Its product is annotated as beta-2 adrenergic receptor. The record is from RefSeq and is a predicted model, not a curated record. NCBI's taxonomy places the organism in Eukaryota, Metazoa, Chordata, Actinopteri, Syngnathiformes, Syngnathidae. The transcript has a single exon. The coding region runs from base 29 to 1063 and encodes 344 amino acids. Gene Ontology annotation, cellular component: membrane. Gene Ontology annotation, biological process: G protein-coupled receptor signaling pathway. Gene Ontology annotation, molecular function: trace-amine receptor activity.